AUGUCCUCACGAUUAAAUAUCCAACGCGCCCGCGUACUUGCUCUGAGCCUCGUUGCCACCUGCUCCCUGGUCGCCGCCGGGCCCUGUGACAUCUACGCCUCUGGUAAUACGCCCUGCGUUGCCGCGCACAGCACCACUCGCGCCCUAUAUAGUGCCUACACUGGCGCACUGUACCAGGUGAAACGCGGUUCUGACGGUGCCACAACCACCAUUGCACCGCUUUCCGCCGGUGGUGUCGCAAAUGCAGCCACCCAAGACUCCUUCUGUGCUGGCACGACAUGUCUCAUCACGAUCGUUUAUGACCAGUCCGGCCGCGGUAAUCACCUCACACAGGCUCCACCAGGCGGAUUCAGCGGUCCGGAAUCCAAUGGCUACGACAACUUGGCCGGUGCCAUUGGCGCACCGGUCACGCUGAACGGUCAGAAGGCGUACGGCGUCUUCAUCUCGCCCGGCACCGGCUACAGGAACAACGCCGCCAGUGGCACAGCUACAGGUGACGCGGCGGAGGGUAUGUACGCAGUCCUUGAUGGGACCCACUACAACAGUGCCUGCUGUUUCGACUACGGCAACGCCGAGACUAGCAGUAAGGAUACGGGCAACGGCCACAUGGAGGCUAUUUACUUUGGUGACAAUACCGUCUGGGGCACCGGUUCUGGCAGUGGCCCUUGGGUCAUGGCCGAUCUCGAGAACGGCCUGUUCUCUGGCUCCAGCGCUAGCAACAAUGCAGGCGACCCAUCGGUCUCCUAUCGGUUCCUCACUACCGUUGUGAAGGGGGAACCAAACCAGUGGUCAAUCCGCGGCGCCAACGCAGCGUCGGGCUCGCUAUCGACAUACUAUAGUGGCGCGCGCCCAAGCGUGUCUGGAUACAACCCGAUGAGCAAAGAAGGCGCCAUUAUUCUUGGCAUCGGCGGCGAUAACAGCAAUGGUGCCCAGGGAACGUUCUAUGAGGGCGUGAUGACCUCCGGCUAUCCAUCCGAUGCCACCGAAAACUCGGUCCAGGCGAACAUCGUAGCUGCCAAAUACGCCAUCACAUCACUGACCAGCGGCCCGGUGCUUACUGUCGGCUCCUCGAUCUCGCUGCGGGCCACCACGGCCGGCUACACGACGCGCUACAUCGCACAUAGCGGCUCUACCAUCAACACCCAGGUUGUCUCGUCAUCCAGCACCACAACUCUCAAACAGCAGGCCAGCUGGAUAGUUCGUACCGGUCUUGCCAAUAGCGCCUGUUUCUCGUUCGAGUCCUACGAUACCCCGGGAAGCUUCAUACGGCACUAUAACUUCGAGCUCCUGCUCAACGCCAACGCCGGGACAAAGCAGUUUUACGAAGACGCCACAUUCUGUCCUCUGAGCGGCCUCAACGGACAGGGCAACUCGAUUCGGUCCUGGAGCUAUCCUACCCGCUAUUUCCGCCACUACAACAACGUGCUCUACGCCGCAAGCAAUGGCGGUGUUCACACGUUCGACGCCGCAACCUCGUUCACCAAUGACGUGAGCUGGGUGAUCAGCGCCGGGUUUGCUUAA
Messenger RNA from Penicillium canariense, 1521 nucleotides. Its product is annotated as alpha-L-arabinofuranosidase B. The transcript has a single exon. Gene Ontology annotation, molecular function: alpha-L-arabinofuranosidase activity. NCBI's taxonomy places the organism in Eukaryota, Fungi, Ascomycota, Eurotiomycetes, Eurotiales, Aspergillaceae. The record is from RefSeq and is a predicted model, not a curated record. Bases 1 to 1521 code for a protein of 506 amino acids. Gene Ontology annotation, biological process: pectin catabolic process; arabinan metabolic process; L-arabinose metabolic process.